This is a messenger RNA of Boeremia exigua, 3492 nucleotides long. RefSeq names its product protein kinase domain-containing protein ppk32. Gene Ontology annotation, biological process: protein phosphorylation. The coding region runs from base 286 to 3243 and encodes 985 amino acids. The transcript is spliced from 3 exons. Lineage: Eukaryota; Fungi; Ascomycota; Dothideomycetes; Pleosporales; Didymellaceae. Gene Ontology annotation, molecular function: ATP binding; protein kinase activity. The record is from RefSeq and is a predicted model, not a curated record.
GUCUUGGGCAGGGCUAGCUAAGGGUCUUGUCUAGUGAUGCUAAAGUUGUGUGGAAUGUGUUAGGCGCAAGAGACAGACUUGUAUCAAUUCUUUGCAUGCGCUAUUCAGCUUCAAGUGUACGUCAUCUUGGUGUUCACCUGAAGGCGCCCUGGCAUGCCUUGACCUUUCGGCAAGCUGUCAGUCUCAGACCGCAUACGCAAGCCCGAAACCUCAACUGUUCGCAUAACAGUCCAUGACGUGCCUGCCUCGUACCCUCACGAUUGCCGCGCGGGCAAAUAGACCAAGAUGUUUUCCAACGCGCUGAAAUCGUUCCAAUCGAACAUCUCCGGCAACUACACGCUCAGCGCCCAGCCCUCGUCUUACUCUGGACCAUGGAAGAUAUACGAUGCGAAGAAGAAGUCAACAGGCAAGGCGGUUUCUGUCUUUGUCUUCGAGAAGAAGUCGCUGGAGCCUCCUGGCGGCGCAGGCCUCGGUGGCCGCUCAGGCGCUUCGCAGCUGAAGCGCGCACACGAGGAGGUGAUCGAGAGGCUGAAGAAGGAGGCUAGCUCUCUGGCGCGACUGCGACACCCCAGCAUCCUGGAACUGGCCGAGCCGGUUGAGGAGACUCGUGGUGGAGGCUUGAUGUUUGCGACAGAGCCGGUGACAGCCUCUCUGGCUGGCCUACUUCAGGAGAAGGAUGAACAAGAGAAAGCUGGAGGUGUGGGCGGUCGCCGCAGCCGCUUUGUCGUCGAGGAGUCGGACGGACAGAAGCGCAGGCGGGAAAUCGAAAUCGACGAGUUGGAGAUACAAAAGGGGUUGCUGCAGAUCAGCAAGGGCCUGGAGUUCCUGCACGAAAGUGCUGGAUUGCUUCAUGCCAACCUCACACCGGAGGCUAUCUUCAUCAAUGCAAAAUCAGACUGGAAGAUUUCGGGCCUUGGGUUCUCUACUCCUGCAGAGAACUCGACGAAGCCAACCUCUGUGACGCCUAUAUCUCUCUCGGAAGUUUUAAACUACGAUGCUCGGCUGCCUCGAUAUGUCCAGCUCAACAUCGACUAUACUUCGCCAGAUUUUAUCAUGGACGGGAACCUAACGCCAGCUGCGGACAUGUUCAGUCUAGGUCUCUUAAUCAUUGCACUCUACAAUUCACCACACCAAAGUCCACUGGAAUUCAACGGGAGCGCAUCAUCCUAUAAGCGAGCGUUCUCGUCAUCUGGCUCAGUGCCGAGCAAGAACAAUAACUUCAUGAGCUCGCAGCCACUCCCGCGAGAGGUGGCAAAUGGAGUGCUUGAUCGGCUCAUCACACGGCGACCAGCACAGCGCUUAAACGCAAAGGAGUUUCAACAGGCACAGUACUUUGACAACAUCUUGGUCUCGACAAUCCGGUUCCUCGACUCCCUACCAGCGAAGACGCCGAAUGAGAAGUCGCAGUUCAUGCGUGGGCUGCCACGAAUUUUAAACCAGUUCCCGAAGUCUGUGCUUGAGAAGAAGAUAUUGCCAGCACUGCUCGAAGAGAUGAAGGACCGCGAGCUCCUGACGUUAAUUCUGCAGAAUGUCUUCAAAAUCAUCACCAUGCUGCCAUCAGGCAAGCGGGCCUUCACUGAAAAGGUCGUACCGAAGCUGCGCGAAACGUUCCUCGCCACUACUGCUCCUGCUGCAAAGGGCGUAGCACAAGAGCGUGACAGCCUCAAGGAGGCGGGCCUGAUGGUUCUACUAGAGAACAUUCAGGUUGCGGCAGACAACACGGGUGGAAAGGAGUUCAAAGACGACAUUCUACCAGUCAUCAACUAUGCUCUAGAGUCACCGACACAUUCGCUGGUCGAUGCAGCCUUGCGUACGCUGCCAAUCGUUCUUCCUAUCCUUGACUUCUCGACGACCAAAAACGAGCUUUUCCCCGUCAUUGCGACGAUCUUUGCAAAGACAAGCAGUAUGGGUAUCAAGAUCCGUGGGCUAGAGGCGCUGAAGACUUUGUGCGGAGGUGGGAAUGAUGAUCAGAAUGACUACCAGAGCGAUGGUCUGACCGGAAUGGUCGAGGCACCAAAAGCGAAAAGUUCCAGUGUGUCGAUUUUAGAUAAGUACACGAUACAAGAAAAGGUCGUGCCGCUGCUCAAGGGUAUCAAGACCAAAGAACCCGCUGUUAUGAUGGCUGCCCACGAUGUUUUCAAGGCUAUAGCACCGCAAGUUGAUGGUGAUUUCCUGGCUUUGGAUAUUCUACCGAUCUUGUGGCAGUUCGGUCUGGGGCCGUUGCUCAACCUUCCGCAGUUCCAAGCUUACAUGACGCUGAUCAAGUCUACUUCAGCACGCGUUGAGCAGGAGCAGACGCGCAAGUUGCAGGAGCUUGGUGCUAACAGCACAAGUGCGACCACGCGAAACGAGUUCAUGAGCUUUGGCGGCCCACCUGUGUCGAAUGGGUUCGACUCGAAUGGCGGUGACGAUACAAACUUCGAAGCGCUGGUGCGAGGCAACCAAGGCGCAACCGGCGGUUCAGACAUGCUAGGGAACGACCCGUGGGCCAGUGCUUCAGCAAAUGCUUCGGCAUCGUCUUCCGCUAUUCUGCCUUCGCGACCUGCAAACCGGGCCAACAGUUCCUCACCUGCGCCAGCAACCUUCUCCUGGUCUACACCACCGGUCUCCCCACCCCCACCUACGAAUCUCUCCGCACCUCAGGUGAACAGCAGAGCCAUGGCACCUGAUAACAACUUCUCAUCCCUCAACUCCUCUUUCCCAGCCAUGAGUCCUUCCAACCCUGGCAUCGGCAGCCCAAUUCUCUCGCAGCAGCAGAGCAGGCCUACAAUGGGAAUGAACAGCAUGAUGUCACAACCUGCAGCAACACCCUCGUACACAACGCCCAGUUCCGGCGGCGUAGAUUGGAGUAGAGCCAACAACUCUUCUGCAUCAACAUGGGGCAGCCCUUCUAUGGGCAACACCAUGUCAAGCGGUCUCUCAAACUUCUCGGCGAUGGCACCCUCGCAGCCCCAGCCUCAACAACGCCAGAACCAAACCGCAAGCCCGUACUCAGGUUUCAGCAUUGCUCCGCCACCUUUAAAGUCAGCGAACAGCGGAACAUUCAGCAUAGUGCCGCCUCCGAGUUUGGGUGCAAGCAAUAGAAGCACAAGUGCCAACGGUGGACUAGGUAUGAACAGCAUGAAGGGUGGGAAUAUGAACAGUAUGGCAGCGCUGAGAGCGCAGACACAAGGCCAACAAAAUCAGCGACAGCAGAGUCAGCCACCAACGAACUGGGGGAAUGGCAGUGAUAGCUUGAUAUAACACAAUUGAUGUAGCAAUCGAGUAGUGGGAAGAAGACCACUAUGCGGCCUCAAUCCAAUGCACAGUCCUUAUUGUUGACCCUUGAUAGAGGAGGAGAAGCACGUGCCUACAAAAUAUAACCCGAUAGUCUCAGCAAUCAUGCAAUUCAACAUCAAAGCCAGUGACGCUCGGUUCGCCAGUUACGAUGUAGGGUGCGGUGCUGCCGUUCAGGCCACCGACCCCGUCACAAGGCUCUAAACUAUCACAACG